AUGGCGGAAGUAUGCCUUCAGAGAGUUGUCCCAGGGUUUACCUCAAGCCAAGUUUUGCAAGCUCCAAAAGGGCAUUAUGUAGAACUGAAUUUCACCUUGGAGACUUCAGAUGAAAUACCGUGCAUUGAUGAUGAUAUGUACCUUGAGUUUCGUGAUGGAUACGACGGGUCUGCCAAUCUUCUUGGAAGAUUUUGUGGAAGAAACAUUUCCGGUAUUGUGCGAUCUAGCGGACAGAACUUGUGGUUGAGAAAAUCAGAUAACUCCGAUUACCUUUUCAGAGGUUCAUACAGAAACAAGACUACUAAUAUAACAGUGAAACCCAACUUGGAUAAAGUGCUCAAGACUCAGUAUGUGCUUUUCAACCAUCAUCAAUCCCUAUGGUGUCCAGCACAGGGUGCACCGGCUCCAGUCAUUGUUUGGAGAGAAAACGGCACAGUGGUACAGAACAGUACAAGUGUACUGUAUCGGCUGACCAUCACUGGAGAAAACAGCGACAAUUACAGCUGUGAAGUGAACACACAGGAUGGUUUUGAGAAAAAAGAAAUCCGUCUUGUCAUCGAAAGGUGCCCAGAUCCCUGCCGAUGUACCACUGCAGUUGGAAUUAUGCGCUCGGUAACUCGCGUUGAUUGUUGGAGGAGCUAUUUGCAGUCAGUUCCACAGCACUUGCCCUUUUCUACAGCGAAAUUGAACUUGAGAUACAACCAGAUAAAGGAGCUACCACCUGGAGUCUUCGAUAACAACCCAGAAUUGACCAUAUUAUGGCCUCGUAAUGACAAGAUCAAGAUUACCGAGAAACUGUUUAUAUUCUCUUAAUCAGAAGGACAAAUUUAACGUUAUCUUCAAAAUAUGGUUCUUUUUAAAUCUGAUUUCAAUCAUUAUGAUUCCAGUAAGUUUUAAAACAGGUCAGAGGAACACCUUUAGAAAGCUUUUUCCCCUUACUCAAGCAAUGUAAAAAAUAAUCGCAUUAUCCUUCUUACAUUCAGAAACUCAGCCAUUCGA
Stylophora pistillata is the source of this 999-nucleotide messenger RNA. Its product is annotated as leucine-rich repeat-containing protein 17. Gene Ontology annotation, molecular function: protein binding. Lineage: Eukaryota; Metazoa; Cnidaria; Anthozoa; Scleractinia; Pocilloporidae. The record is from RefSeq and is a predicted model, not a curated record.